AUGGUAGAAGGAUGGCUAACCACUUCGAAAUCUAUGUCAGGUUUGUUUGGUAAAAGCUUGAUUUCAAAACAAAAAGGUAAUGGUGAAAGUAUUAAUUUAAAUGAGAAUAAUGAUGAUGUGAAAAACAAUAUAGUCAAUUUGGGUGAUUUUUCAAAUAAUGAUAAUUAUUUAGAAUCUAGAAAAGAAUUAAAAGGAGAAUUAGAUAGAAGCAAAGGAUCAUUACUAAGACUGUUUCAGUCAGAUGUAUUUGAUGCACAUCUUCACUUAUAUUAUAUAUAUCACCAUAAAGAAUUUGGAGUACAUGAAUAUCUUGUAAACUUACUAUAUGAAAGAUCUGAUGAGAUUUUGUGGUACUUACCACAACUAUGUGAAAUUUCUUUAAAUAGAUUUGAGAAAAGUAGUCUUUGGAAAUACUUUCUUGACAAAUCAAGUGAAAAUAUGAAUUUUUCUUUGAUUAUUUCUUGGAUGUAUCAAGCUAUGAGUGAAGAUAAUAUACCACUUGUUUCAGAAUAUGCUCAAAAUAUGCUUCAAGAAAUUGAAAUGGCAAUGGUAAAUAGUAAGCUUAAACCUGAUAUUAGAUAUAUAGAAAAAAGAUUAUAUUUUUGGAGAAGAUCUAAAUCAUGUCUUUUUCAUUCACUAAGCAGUCAAAACAUCAAAUUGGACAAUAAUCAAGAAGAUAUUGAAUCUCAAUAUAGCGAUUCUGAGAUGAUGAAUCGUGAAAAUACAAAAACUCAGUUAUCUUUGGCAAUUUAUUCUACCCUUCCAAGUAGUGAGACUAUUAAUUUAAAUGCAGAUGAAGAUUAUAAUAAAGAAGAUAAUAUGAUAUCUUCACAAACUGAUUCAAGUAUUCAACUUGGACUAGAGUAUAAUACAAUUCAAAGUAGUUCAAAGACUAUUAGACUUUCGUCUUGUGAUGUUUUACCAGAUAUUUGGAUUUACAGAAUUAUUAAUGAUGAUUUUAGCUGCGAAAAUAAAGAGAAAAUUGAAUAUAUACGAACAAAACUUAGUUUAAUAAAUCGUCAAUUUAAGAAUUUAUACUCGAAUGCAACUUGUGCAGCUUAUUACAAUCCAAAUCCUGGAACAUCUUAUUAUAUAAAUGGAGUUUCAUCAAAUACUUUUGGAUCAUUAAACCAAGGAUUUUUACCAACUAAUAUAAUAACUGGAUCAUCAUCUUUUGGUACAUUUAGUUCAAGUGGUAAUUCUAGUAAGAUCUCGAUACCCUACUUUUUCUUUUCAAAAUUGGGUUCUCCAUUUGAUUUAAUUGAUGUUAAUAAGAUAAUAAAUGAUAUUCAACUUAGAUCAAAAUCUAGAAUAAACCAUAUUAAUAAGAGCUAUAAUUUUAAUACAAAAGAAUUUAAUUCUGAAAAUAAUUCAAGCCCAAUGACUCCAAAAGACGUGAUAAGAAUUACCCAUCCUUUUUCACCUUCAGAAUCCAGUGAUUUGGAUGAUGAUAAAGAUAAUUGUGAUGAUAGUGUUACUUUCGAAGAGAUUAAAUUAAUUCCCGAUGUUAUUUGUGAUGAUGAAAGUAAUGAUAAUAAAGUUAUACCAAUAUUAACACCAAAUUCAGCCAAUAUUGUUAAAUCUUUGGAUAAUUUAUCUAAUGAGAAUUCUAGCUCUCCAAUACAAAUAAAUGAUAAUAUUCUUAAUAAUGAAGAAAUCUUCAAGGUUUAUAUAUCCGAGAUUGAAAAAGAAAGUGAAACACUUUAUUAUUUACUUAAACAACAUAGAUAUAAUUAUUUUAAUAGAGUGAAUCAGCUUGUUUCACAGUUUCUUGAGAUUUCAAAUUAUUUACAAUCAAAUAUUAAUAAGGAGCAUAGAUGUGAGAUUUUGGAAUUUAUUAUAGAGGAAUUAAAUCUUUGGCUCUUUUAUUCAAGAUUUUCAAUUUCAAUUUCAAGAACAACUUUUUUGUUAAAUAGUAUUUCUUUACCAAUGGCAUCAUUUAAUAAUGAAUUUUGUAGUAGGUUUUCUGAAAAUGAUUCAAAUUUAAAUCAAAAAAAUAAUAAUACCAAAGGGAUAAUUGGAUUUUCUCAUUCCAAUUAUAUCAUGGAUAAAGGUUUAUGUUCAUUAAAUAAUUGCCAAUUUUUACGUAUAAUUCCAAAUGAAUGCAAGAUUUAUAAUUCCAGAAAAAGAGUCCACUUUUUACUAGCAAUAGAAAUUGCAGAUCUUGAUGACCUAGAUUAUGAACUUGGUAAAAAAUCUCAAGAGUUGAUUUCCAAAGAUAUUCUUAAUUAUCUCAAGAAUCAUGGCAUUAAACUUAAAACUGGUGGGAAUGAGAAUGAUUUUGAUGAUAAUAAAAAUACAUCCCAAGAUAUAUUGCUUAAUUUUCUUAAUAUAUUAUCCAUUGGUAUUUCUGAAUCAAUUGAUAUGGGCUUAUCCCAGGAAGACUUUAAUCAAGUAUUUUUUAUUGAUAAUAAAGAUUCAGAAAACAUUGAAGAUUGUGAUGAUAUUCAUGAGAAUAAUAAUAAUGAAUCAAGUGAUGAUGAAGUUUUUAAUGAGAACUGGCCGCAAGAAACAUGGUCAAGUAAGAUAAAAAGAUAUAGAAAAGAUUCUCCCUACUCAAAACUUAAGAGUUGGGGAAUUAAGACUCUUUUACUGAAAUCUUCGGAUGAUCUUAGACAAGAAUAUCUUGCAUCUCAAUUACUUCAACAAUUUGAUUGGAUUUUCAAAAUUAAUAAGUUACCUUUAUGGCUUCAUCCAUAUGAAAUACUUGUUAUUGGUUCUCAUGGUGGGUUUAUUGAAUACAUUCAAGAUACUUUUUCAAUUGAUAGCCUUAAACGAAAAUUCCAGACUGAUAAUCUUUUAAAUUGCUUUGAUCAGUUAUUCAAGGAUGAUGAGCUUAAAUCUAAGGCAAGAAAAUGCUUUGUUGAAAGCCAUGCUGCUUAUAGUCUUGUUAGUUUUUUCCUCCAAGUCAAAGAUAGGCACAAUGGAAAUUUCUUAAUUGACAAGCAUGGCCAUAUCAUUCAAAUUGAUUAUGGGUUUAUGUUAAGUAAUUCUCCUGGUAAUGUUAAUUUUGAACAAAGCCCUUUCAAAUUAACUCAAGAAUUCCUUGAUGUUAUGAUGGGAGAAAACUCUUCUGAUUUUCAAUAUUUCCAACAACUAAUUAUUAAAGGAUUUUUAGCUUCCAGAAAACACGUCGACCAAAUUGUUUUAACUAUCGAAUCUAUGACUUCAGCAUCCAAACUUCCUUGUUUCUCUUUGUUCACAAACAAGGAAUACUUUGUUCAAGAAAUUAGAGACCGCUUUUUCCUUCAUCUUACUGAAGAGCAAUGUGUUAUUAAAGUCACUGAAUUAAUUCAAUCUUCUAUAAAUAAUUGGAGGUCCAUUCAAUAUGAUGCAUUCCAACGAAUUACAAAUGGAAUUCUUUAA
This is a messenger RNA of Cryptosporidium ubiquitum, 3366 nucleotides long. Its product is annotated as phosphatidylinositol 4-kinase. Lineage: Eukaryota; Apicomplexa; Conoidasida; Eucoccidiorida; Cryptosporidiidae. The coding region runs from base 1 to 3366 and encodes 1121 amino acids. The record is from RefSeq and is a predicted model, not a curated record. Gene Ontology annotation, molecular function: 1-phosphatidylinositol 4-kinase activity. The transcript has a single exon. Gene Ontology annotation, cellular component: cytoplasm; membrane. Gene Ontology annotation, biological process: phosphatidylinositol-mediated signaling; phosphatidylinositol phosphate biosynthetic process.